Heterostelium album PN500 is the source of this 684-nucleotide messenger RNA. RefSeq lists its product as uncharacterized. The record is from RefSeq and is a predicted model, not a curated record. The transcript is spliced from 4 exons. Bases 1 to 684 code for a protein of 227 amino acids. Lineage: Eukaryota; Evosea; Eumycetozoa; Acytosteliales; Acytosteliaceae.
AUGUUGGCAUUUACAAAAUGGAUGUGGAGAGGUGCAUUUAAUUAUACAAGAUCUGCAUAUGAAAAAAAGAGUAGUAGAUUCGUACCUGAACAUCUAACAUCAAUAAACUAUCCAGAUACCAACUUUGUUGUGACAGGUGCCAACUCUGGUAUUGGAUAUGCAACUGCUUUAGAUUUAGCGAGAAGAGGAGGACGUGUACAUAUGAUUUGUAGGAAUAAGGAACGUGGAGAACAAGCAUUAUUUAAUAUCAUACAGGAAACAGGUUCUGAAAAUAUGAUCGAUGAAGGCGAACGAAUCGAUGUGUUGAUAUUGAAUGCCGGCGUCAUGAUGUCACACCGCACCACCACAGACGAAGGCCACGAGAUGACAUUCGCAACCAAUCUGCUCGGUCCCUACUUGCGUACACCAGAACAAGGCGCCGAUACCAUAGUGUGGCUAGCGGUGUCGCCCACCGUCGAGAAUGAAUCCGGAGGAUUCUACGAAGAUCGUGAACUUACAGCCAAACACCUCACCAAAGACACAGAGUCGACACGUGAGGAGAUAGACAAUCUUUGGACCUACCUGGAGAAGUGUGUACAAGAUGAAGAACAACAACCAAAAGAACAACAGCCAAACAGCAGAGACAACAGUGACAAUGAACAUCCCGAUGGUUUGGUAGAGGGUGAAACUCAUCCAAUGAGAUGA